CCCGACCGGACUUUGAACCUUCCCACAUUGGAGAGACACACCCCAAAACGGUUCCUCUGCCUCUCUCUCUCUCUCUAAUUUAUAUUCCUUUCUUCCUACUUCAUCUUCUCCCUUAGAUCUCUCCAAGCUAUCUUCUCGGGUAGGUUUUUUCCCGAUCUGGUGGGUCGGAUCUGAUUCCUCGGAAGCAACGAAUCUUUUACGUUGCCGUUCAAAGAAAGUCGAGAAUCAUUUUCUCCCUUUUACUUAUAUAGUUUAGCUGAUUAGCUUCCAAAUCCUCUUGAUCUGUGUUGCUGAGUGAUUGAAAGUUCUCGACUUUAUUAGAUGUUUGGUUAAAAGAUUGAGUCUUUGAGAUGAUGGCAAGCGUCAUUGACGUUACAAAUUAUGGUCAUAGUCCCGUUCAUCGAGCUGUGGUUACAAGAGACUACACCGCUCUCAAGAAGCUACUCUCUGCUCUCCCCAAGAUGCGUGACCCUUCCGAAGUCAAAAACGAAGCAGCUUCUGUCGCUGAAGAGACAAAAGCUGAUUCAAUCGCGUCCGUUAUAGACAGACGUGACGUCAUUAACCGAGACACUGCUCUUCACUUAGCUGUGAAGCUCGGUGAUGAGACUUCAGCUGAGAUGCUUAUGGCUUCCGGAGCUGAUUGGAGUUUGCAGAACGAGCAAGGGUGGAGCGCGUUGCAAGAAGCUAUCUGCGGUAGAGAGGAGAGGAUCGCUAUGAUAAUUGUUAGGCAUUAUCAGCCUUUAGCGUGGGCUAAAUGGUGUAGGAGGUUGCCUAGGCUUGUUGCUACGAUGCAUAGGAUGAGAGAUUUUUACAUGGAGAUUACUUUUCAUUUCGAGAGCUCGGUGAUACCUUUUAUCUCUAGAGUUGCGCCUUCUGAUACUUACAAGAUUUGGAAGAGAGGUGCUAACCUUAGAGCGGAUAUGACGUUAGCUGGAUUCGAUGGCUUCAGGAUACAGAGAUCUGAUCAGACUAUACUUUUCCUUGGAGAUGGGUCUGAAGAUGGUAAAGUUCCUUCUGGUUCUCUCCUUAUGAUAUCUCAUAAAGAUAAGGAGAUUAUGAAUGCGUUGGAUGGUGCUGGUGCUCCUGCUUCUGAAGAUGAGGUUCGGCAAGAAGUGGCUGCUAUGUCGAAAACUAGUAUAUUCAGACCAGGGAUUGAUGUGACUCAAGCGGUUUUGUUUCCGCAGUUGACGUGGAGACGUCAGGAGAAGAGUGAGAUGGUUGGGGAGUGGAAAGCUAAAGUUUAUGAUAUGCAUAAUGUGGUUGUUAGUAUAAAGUCAAGGAGAGUCCCCGGUGCUAUGACUGAUGAGGAGCUUUUCUCGAAUAAUAAUAAUAAUCAAGAGAAUGAAACUGAGAGUGAGGAUCUUGGAGAUGUGUUGACGGAAGAUGAGAGGAAGCAGCUAGAGUUAGCACUCAAGCUGGAUUCACCAGAAGGAGGGUCUUUUAACAGCGAGAGGAUUAUUCCUCAGGACCGGGACAUUCCAAUAAUGGAUGGGAAUAAUGGCUAUUGUAAACAGGAGAAGAAAGGUUGGUUUAGUGGGUGGAGGAAGCGAGAGGAAGGACACAACAAACGAAGUAGUGUUCCUCCGAGAAGUUCUCUUUGUGUUGAUGAGAAAGUAAGUGAUCUUCUUGAGGAUGAUGGGAGACAGGUAAAACCUGGUAGACAUUCAACAGCUGAUACUCUUACGAGAGAUUCUUCGUCAAAAGCUUCAACAUCAGAAGGAAGUGGAAGUAGUAAAAGAAAGGAAGGUAGUAGUAGUAGCAGAGAGAACGAGUACAAGAAAGGACUUAGACCAGUUCUUUGGCUUUCUGAGAGAUUCCCAUUACAGACAAAGGAGCUUCUUCCACUUCUUGAUAUCCUUGCAAACAAAGUCAAAGCUAUUCGGCGUUUAAGAGAGCUUAUGACCACUAAACUACCCUCCGGAACAUUCCCUGUCAAGGUGGCUAUACCGGUGAUCCCUACGAUUAGAGUAUUGGUUACAUUCACAAAGUUUGAAGAGUUAGAAGCUAUUGAAGAUGAGUUUGUGACACCACCAUCAAGCCCUACUUCUAACGUCAGGAACAGUCCUAGAGAGGAAGCACAGUUCUCAUCAAGCUCAUCCUCCUCCUCAUGGUUUCAAUGGAUCAAAACACCGAGUCAACGUCCAUCAACAAGCUCCAAUGUUACGGGAGGGUUUAGUAUUGGUAAAGUUGAAAAUGAUCAAGACCCAUUUGCAAUUCCAAAGGGAUACAACUGGAUCACAUCUGAAGAGAAGAAAAAGAAGGUACAAGAGAAGAAUAAAGCUAAGAAGAGCAAGUCAGCACAGAACAGCUGA
Molecule: messenger RNA, 2312 nt
Organism: Eruca vesicaria subsp. sativa (arugula)
Lineage: Eukaryota; Viridiplantae; Streptophyta; Magnoliopsida; Brassicales; Brassicaceae
Source: the annotation of a GenBank genome assembly